This is a messenger RNA of Bombyx mandarina (wild silkworm), 523 nucleotides long. It is a transcript of the gene Uccr, whose product is annotated as ubiquinol-cytochrome C reductase complex 14kD subunit. Gene Ontology annotation, biological process: mitochondrial electron transport, ubiquinol to cytochrome c. Gene Ontology annotation, cellular component: respiratory chain complex III. NCBI's taxonomy places the organism in Eukaryota, Metazoa, Arthropoda, Insecta, Lepidoptera, Bombycidae. The record is from RefSeq and is a predicted model, not a curated record.
GGAAAAAUCUCACUGACAGAACAAAACCCUAUCUAAUAGAAGUUGAAAUUAAGUAUUGGCUAUUUCUGGUUGUUUGAGUAAGAAUUACGUUAAAAUCAUAAAUCUGUGAAUCGAUAAAAUGGCUUUUAGAGCAACUGCCAUGAUGGCUUUCCGAGCCACGGCUAUUAACCGAAGUGACAGCCUCAGCAAAUGGGCCUACAAUCUUUCGGGAUUCAAUAAAUAUGGUUUGUUACGGGAUGAUUGCUUGCAUGAAACUCCUGAUGUAACUGAAGCACUCCGCAGACUUCCAUCCCAUGUUGUAGACGAGAGAAACUUCCGUAUUGUACGUGCCAUACAGCUCUCCAUGCAAAAAACAAUCCUACCUAAAGAAGAGUGGACAAAAUAUGAAGAAGAUUCCCUAUACUUAACCCCAAUUGUUGAGCAAGUUGAGAAAGAGAGGCUGGAGAGAGAGCAGUGGGAGAAGGAAUAUUAAAUGAGACAUGGCAUAGUGGUAUUAUUUAAUUAAAAUAAAUAUAGCAGUUAA